Molecule: messenger RNA, 1499 nt
Organism: Scleropages formosus (Asian bonytongue)
Lineage: Eukaryota; Metazoa; Chordata; Actinopteri; Osteoglossiformes; Osteoglossidae
Gene: taf12
Product: TAF12 RNA polymerase II, TATA box binding protein (TBP)-associated factor
Exons: 6
Coding region: 192-689 (165 amino acids)
Biological process (GO): RNA polymerase II preinitiation complex assembly; DNA-templated transcription initiation
Cellular component (GO): transcription factor TFIID complex; SAGA complex
Molecular function (GO): TBP-class protein binding; DNA binding; protein heterodimerization activity
Source: RefSeq, a predicted model, not a curated record
CUGGGAGGCAGGGGGUCACGGACAGAGUUGAUCCAUCGCUUGUAUUGUACACGACGGAGGGAUUUCUGGGAGCCAGAGAGCCACAUCCAGCUCGUACAGUAUGGGGAGAUAGAAGUGGGAGUUUCAGGUACGCAGUGGCUCUGUUUUACACUCCGCUUAAUUUCACCCGAAGAGGUCGACGACCGAAGAUUAUGACCCAGUUCCAGUCGCAGAACCUGAUCAACCUCUCCAGUUUCUCCAGCACCGUGAAAGCCGAGUCUGCCUCCACCCUGCCACUCUCUGCCAGCAUGGCCAACAGCACUGCUGCCACCCCUGGCAAGGUGAUAGGAACCCCCGGCCCCCCUGGGAGACUCAGCCCUGAAGGCACACAGGUACUCAGCAAAAAGAAGCUUCAGGACCUGGUGCGGGAAAUUGACCCCAAUGAGCAGCUGGAUGAAGAUGUUGAGGAGAUGCUGCUGCAGAUUGCCGAUGACUUCAUUGAGAGUGUGGUGACAGCCGCCUGCCAGCUUGCACGGCACCGCAAGUCCAGCACCCUAGAGGUGAAAGAUGUACAGCUGCAUCUCGAGCGCCAGUGGAACAUGUGGGUCCCUGGCUUUGGCUCUGAUGAAAUCCGACCUUACAAGAAGGCCUGCACCACAGAAGCCCACAAACAGAGAAUGGCACUGAUCCGUAAAACCACCAAGAAAUAGUACUGCCUGAAGCAGCUAGACCAAGAUGUUCUGACCUUGUUUUUUCCUUUAUUCUUUCUUUUUGAAAUCAGGGUUUGUUGUGGGUGGGUCAUGGAAUUUAGAAGAUGGCGAAGGAGUGGUAUUGUAACCAGUAUAUCGAAGUAGCUAAUAUUGUCUACAUUUUUAAGAUGAGGUAGGCUGAGGGUGUGGGCAAUGUUUAUUACCCAUGGUUUCUAACUACACUCACAUAUAUGAGUUGCGUGUGUAUCAAAGGUAAGUCCCCUGAGUUGGCCAUCACUGUGUCUGACUGCUAGGAUCAUUGGUGUUUGUUUAUAUUUUUUUAACCCGUGGUUUUGCCAUAGUGCACUGGCCCCUUCCUCACAAUAUGUGUUUGUCACCAGAACUUUCUCUGGAUUGGGACUCUUGUGGGAAGGACUUUUAAUUAGAGCUUCUGGAGCCACCUCUAGAUGGACUUCAGUGGAUGCUAAAGUUAAUUAAAAAUAUUACAGUAAAUUUGUGUCCCAGACUGCUUGCUCCCAUUUAUUACCCUAAUCAUUGUUCAGUGUAAAUGUCACAUUUUAAACUGUCAGUCCCACAUAGGAAUGUCCAGUAGCCGUCAUGUCCGGUAACAGUGCAUUUAGGCUCACUCAGCUGUGAGGGUAUUUGGGGCAUGCACCUCAUUUUUCUCUGUUUGGAGUGUUCUAUUCUUUUCAUGUUUAGAUUCUCUGAAUUGUGCAUCUCAUAACAGUGACACUUUAGUUUGGUUGGAAAUGUUUGAAUUAUAUCAUGUUUUUUCACCAUCAAUAAAACAAAACUAAUUAUUUCACUGUA